Molecule: messenger RNA, 1501 nt
Organism: Sciurus carolinensis (gray squirrel)
Lineage: Eukaryota; Metazoa; Chordata; Mammalia; Rodentia; Sciuridae
Gene: Serpinf1
Product: serpin family F member 1
Exons: 8
Coding region: 126-1379 (417 amino acids)
Biological process (GO): negative regulation of endopeptidase activity; positive regulation of neurogenesis; negative regulation of angiogenesis
Molecular function (GO): serine-type endopeptidase inhibitor activity
Source: RefSeq, a predicted model, not a curated record
AGGAGUAGCUGUAAUCUGAAGCCUGCUGGACGCUGGGUUGAAAGGCUGCUUGCUGGAGCCCCUCAGUGUGCAGGCUGAGAGUUUCCUGAGCUGGGAGUGGAGCUGCCGAGAAGCACAGGUCCAGGAUGCAGGUUCUCGUGCUACUGCUCUGGAUGGGAGCCCUACUUGGGCACAUCAGCUGCCAGAAUGUCGCUGGCAGUUCGGAGGGUUCCUUGGAUCCUGACAGCACAGGGGCACCAGUGGAGGAGGAGGACCCCUUCUUCAAAGUGCCUGUGAACAAGCUGGCAGCAGCUGUCUCCAACUUUGGCUAUGACCUGUAUCGCCUGAGAUCCAGCGCGAGUCCCACUGCCAACGUGCUGCUCUCCCCGCUCAGCGUGGCCACCGCUCUCUCUGCCCUUUCACUGGGAGCGGAGCAGCGAACUGAAUCCACCAUUCACCGGGCUCUUUACUAUGACUUGAUCAGCAACCCUGACAUCCACAGCACCUACAAGGAACUCCUUGCCACCGUCACCGCCCCCCAGAAGAACCUCAAGAGUGCUUCCCGGAUUGUCUUUGAGAAGAAGCUGCGGAUAAAAUCCAGCUUUGUAGCACCCCUGGAAAAGUCCUACGGGACCAGGCCCAGAAUCUUGACUGGCAACCCUCGUGUGGACCUUCAGGAGAUUAACAACUGGGUGCAGGCCCAGAUGAAAGGGAAGAUUGCCAGGUCCACAAGGGAAGUGCCCAGUGAAAUCAGCAUUCUCCUUCUCGGCGUGGCUUACUUCAAGGGGCAGUGGGUAACAAAGUUUGACACCAGAAAGACUUCCCUGCAGGAUUUCCACUUGGAUGAGGAAAGGACCGUGAGAGUCCCCAUGAUGUCAGAUUCCAAGGCCAUUUUACGCUACGGCUUGGAUUCUGAUCUCAACUGCAAGAUUGCCCAGCUGCCCUUGUCUGGAAGCAUGAGUAUCAUCUUCUUCUUGCCCCUAAAAGCGACCCAGAACUUGACCAUGAUAGAAGAGAGCCUCACUUCUGAGUUCAUUCAUGACAUAGACCGAGAACUGAAGACUAUCCAAGCAGUCCUGAGCAUCCCCAAGCUGAAGCUGAGUUAUGAAGGCGAAGUUACCAAGUCCAUACAGGAGAUGAAGCUGCAAUCCUUGUUUGAGUCACCAGACUUCAGCAAGAUCACAGGCAAACCUAUCAAACUAACUCAAGUGGAACACAAGGCUGGUUUUGAGUGGAAUGAGGAUGGGGCAGGAACCACCCCCAGUCCGGACCUCCAGCCUGCCCACCUCACCUUCCCCCUGGAAUAUCACCUUAACCAACCUUUCAUCUUUGUACUGAGGGACACCGACACAGGAGCCCUUCUCUUCAUAGGCAAAAUUCUGGACCCCAGGGGCACUUAAUGCUCCACUUCAACAUUCUAGAACCCUAGCAGUAAACCCCAGAGGGAUGGCAGAUUAUACAUUACAUGAAGGAUGCCCCUAGUUUCAAUGUAUACUUUGCAAUAAAAGAGUUUUCUCCUUAA